UUUCAUGCACUUUCUUUCCUUUUGAUUUGCAUCAAUAAAUGAAGCUUGAUGAGUUCCAUUUUCAUUAUAUAUGUAAUAAUUAAAUCAUAUAAUAUGUAAUUGUAAUAUGAUAUGCACUUUAUUAUAUUAAGCUAUGCCCGGGAUAAGAACAGCCCUCCCGGUCCGUGGGAAAUUGGUCUUGUGUGGAACUGGUCUGCUGUGUUGGAAAAAAAAAAAUUGGGGAUCGCUGCUCUAGAGUAUUUUGGUCAAAGGAAGAAUGCAUUUCCAGUGAUACGUCAACUCCAGAUGGCGCUCCCACAUCUGGCGCAACGCGAUAGCGUAAGUGGGCGGGGGAUGUUGACACGUCCGACGGUGAGACGAGACGAGACGAGACGAGAGGAGAAACCACGCCCACUCUGUAUCACCUGCGUGAAUGGGGCGACAGCGUCGUAUCCGCGGUCCAGGUAUGCGAAACCCGAAGCUUUCAGAAAUCAUGCGGUUUGACUCUUGAGCGUGGGAAAGGGAAAGGACAAGACGAUGUACACGAGCGAGCGCAGGCGCAUGAGCCUGCACGAGGUGAAAAGAAGAAACUCUGUCCGAGUUUCGGCUGGAAGUUUAUGGCAGGACGCUUUGGCUCUGGAGCUCAGCGCGAACAAGAGCGUGACUUCUCCACGCAGUCGCAGCCGCGCGCUCUCUGUGGUCUACGUGGUGGUGGAAGACGCCUCGGUGCCGCACACUGAGGAACAUCUGUCACUGCGCUGCGUCAAGGAAGCCUGCGCGGAUUCCCACGCCGAGCUCCAGACCGUCCCGUUUGAGUCGAUUGCCCACGCCACAGCCGACACUCUGGAUACUUUCUACAACGCAGAUGUUGCCAUAGUUGAGAUGAGUGAUUCUCUCAGCCAGCCCUCUCUCUUCUAUCACCUCGGUGUUCGAGAGAGCUUCAGCAUGACCAAUAACAUCAUAUUAUACUGCAACAAGCAAGAAAGUGAUCUGCAGCUUCUAAAGGAGCAGUGUGGGAGCUACACCUUCAUAUCUUACAUGGUGUCGCCUCAAGGAAAUGUGUUUGCCUGUGAUGCGACUUUAAUGCGGGGAAUCACAGAGAUCCUGCAGCCUAGCUUUGACAUCGAGCCUCUUCUGACACCGUUAGUGGAGCAACUGGUCAAGUUGUUCGAGAAUGUGCACGUCCACGCAAGUGAGUAUGUCCAUGAAUCGAUCCGGCGGGAGAUCCGAAUGGCACGUGAUCGUUUCACUGGGGAAUCCUUGAGCCAGGAACUAAAUCGAAUCCAGAAACGCCUGGACACCGUGGAGCUUCUCAGCCCUGAUAUAGUGAUGAGCCUCUUGCUGUCUUACCGUGAUAUCCAGGAUUACAAUUCCAUAAUUAUUCUGGUGGAAACCCUGACUGACCUGCCCAUGUGUGCAGUGGCUGCACAGCCAAAUAUCAAGUUUCAGUACAUAUUUGCUUUGAAUAGGAGGAAUCGCCCAGGUGAUCGCGAGAAAGCCCUGUCAGUUAUUCUGCCUGUACUAGAGUCAGGUGAGCCAGUGGCCUCCGACGUGUACUGUCUCUGUGGACGAAUUUAUAAGGACAUGUUCCUGAGUUCCGGCUUUAAGGAUGAAUACUGCCGUGAUCAGGCCUGCUACUGGUAUGGUAGGGCGUUUAAAAUGGAGCCCUCACUGCACUCGGGCAUUAACAACGUGGUACUUCUUAUGGCAGCCGGCCAUGAAUUUGAUUCUUCUGUUCAGCUGAGAAAGAUUGGCGUCACGCUUAGCAGUUUGCUCGGGAGGAAGGGCAGUUUGGAGAAGAUGCAUGAUUACUGGGAUGUAGGUUUCUACCUUGGGGCUGGGAUUUUAGCCAACGAGCACAAGAAAGUAAUAGACGCCUCAGAAAAACUUUACCGUCUCAAAGCACCAAUGUGGUAUGUCGGGUCAGUCAUGGAGACAUACAUUCUGUACAAACAGUUUGCCAAGCCACCAGAAGUGAAGCACCCCAAACAGGAAAUUGUGGACUUUUGGAUGGAGCUUCACAUGCAAGCAUGCAAACCUACUAUUUCCACAGCACGCUGCCCGGUCCUGAUCCUAGAGCCUAGUAAAAUUUUCCAGCCCAGCAUAUUGAGCGUGAAUGAGGAGGACAAGAACCGCACAGUGCACCUGAGACACCUCACGCCACCACAGAAAGGCCUACAUGAGUGGACAUUUCCUGCAUCAGCAAUUCGUGGAGUGAGCAUUUCUACAUUUGAUGAGCGGAGCUGUUUCCUGUAUGUGCUUUACAACUCCGAUGACUUCCAGCUGUACUUCCCAAGUGAUCUGCACUGCAAAGGAUUCUGUGAGCUGGUGAACUCUCUAAUCUGUCAGACAGAGGGUGCUGGGGAUGACUCCAGCUCAGACAAUGGAGGACUGUUAGAGUACAUGUAUGAGAAAGGAGAGAAUGGAGAGAAGGUGGUGUUGGGGAGAGGAACAUAUGGAGUGGUGUAUGCUGGACGAGACUUGAGCAAUCAAGUGCGCAUCGCCAUCAAGGAGAUUCCAGAGAAAGACAGCACUUACUCUCAGCCUCUCCAUGAAGAGAUCGCCUUGCACAAGAGACUGAAGCAUCGCAACAUUGUGCAGUACCUGGGCUCCGUCAGCGAGGGAGGCUUCAUUAAGAUUUUCAUGGAGGAGGUGCCAGGAGGAAGCCUGUCUUCACUCUUAAGGUCAAAGUGGGGUCCUCUUAAAGACAACGAGCCCACUAUUGUCUUCUACACCAAGCAGGUUUUGGAAGGACUGAAAUACCUACAUGAUAACCAAAUAGUUCACAGAGAUAUUAAGGGUGAUAAUGUACUCAUCAACACGUAUAGUGGUGUACUCAAGAUAUCUGAUUUUGGAACAUCUAAAAGACUAGCAGGAAUCAACCCUUGUACAGAAACCUUUACAGGUACUCUGCAAUACAUGGCUCCAGAGAUUAUAGAUCAGGGCCCGCGGGGUUAUGGGAAACCGGCUGAUAUCUGGUCUCUAGGCUGCACCAUUAUAGAGAUGGCUUCUGGGAAAACGCCUUUUCAUGAGCUGGGUAGCCCACAGGCUGCUAUGUUUAAGGUCGGCAUGUUUAAGAUCCACCCCACUAUGCCAGCGUGCCUGUCAGAGGAGGCGAAAUCCUUCCUCAUGCGCUGCUUUGAACCCAAUCCUGACAAGAGGGCGAUAGCAUCUGACUUGCUGAAGGAUGCUUUUCUUAAGAGCAGCGUUAAGAAGAGGAGCAAACCAUCACCCGUCUUAACCGAGAGAGAGCUUAUCUCCCCUGCCGGAGAAUACCAGAGGAGCAUGUCUGUACCCAUAACUGUGACUGUAGAGGACACAGAUAGUACAGAGCUGUCUGGUUCCCUCAAUCUGAGUAAAACGAUCCACUGCCUCCGAGAAAAUGACAUUUCAGAGAGCCCUCCCUGCACAAACAACUUCCUGCUGACACCAGAGGGACCACAGGGGGACAUGAUGAGUCCUUCUGCUACAGGAGAGAACCUUGGUCUCUUCCUUCUCCGGAAAGACAGUGAGAGGAGAAACACUUUACACCGUGUCCUUACUGACUACAUCAGCGAAGUACUACAAAAUAUAACUGAAUCUCUCCCACAGACCGGAGAGCCCUGCAUCAACUCUGAGCACAUAAAGCAUAUGAUUGGUUGUCUGCGAGAAAACAUCCGCUCCCCAGACAGAAGGCAGCUGACCAACCGACUCCAGAAGUUGCGCACUAGCCUGCAUGAUGAUGCAGUACCUCUCUGCAGCCUGCAAGCGGCACUCUUCAGCUUCCAGGAUGCUGUAAAGAAGGUGCUCCGGCAGCAGCAGGUGAAACCCCACUGGAUGUUUGCUUUGGAUAACCUGCUCAGACAGGCUGUGCAAGAUGCCAUUACCGUGCUCCUGCCAGAGCUCAAGCUGCAGCUCCAGUCAUCCUUUGAGGCAGAGGAGGGUUCUCCUGAAACUGAACAGCUGGACAAGGAACCAAAUAAAGAGUCACACAGGGAAAGUAAAGGCACAUCUCAAGAACCUCAGCAGCACAGACCAGAGAGCAUCAGUUCCAGGUGGCCCAAUGGCCCCCUCACCGGUUGUAACCCCCUCGCCCAGGAAUUCAUCUUGUUGUGCCAGGAAACCAGGAGGUUGCUGACUCAGCUUAAUGAGAAGGAGAAGGAGUACCAAGAACUUUUAAUGAACUCGCUGCAGAACGUACAAGGAGCAAUAAACACAAUAAAGGUCACAGUGGCAACAGAAAGCAGUGAUAAUAAAGCCGUCUGCCAAAAUACUCAGACACUGGCCAUGGUGCGCUGGCUGAAGGCCGUCCCAGUUGAUGAGCACACUAUAAACACACUUGUGACUCACAGCUUCACGUUAGACAUCCUUCUCCAUAUGGCCUGCAGAGAUGACCUCAAGUACUGUGGCAUCAAAGGUGGGAUGGUGUGUCGUCUUUGGGGAGCCAUUUCAACACAGAAGAAGAGUCACCUGAGCGUGGUCACAGAGGACAGUGAAGAAACCGUACUCUAACUAACCACUCUGGGGCUCGAGGAUCAUAUGAGCUCAGUGAGCUUUGAACAUUUUUCUCUCUGGAAACAUGUGCUUUUCUUUUGGGAUCUUGGUGUAUUUAUUCCGUUUCACCAGGGAAGAUGAACAACGACGCUGAACUUCGCUGCCUUUUCUAAAAUUAUGUUAUACUUUUUCUCUCUGUAUGUUUUUAUGUUCUGGUUUAUGGAUGUGUAUUUAUGUGGAAUGUGUAUAUGUAUGCAGAAAGAGUAAAGUUUUCCCACCAAAGAAGGUUUCACAUACUGUAAAAACACUUCAGAGAGCUUAACUAUCCAAAGAAUCUCUAAAACUCAUGUUUAUGAUUGUGUAUGUGUAGCUAUAUUAUAUAUAGUUACACAUGAGAAAGAUUUUAGAUAUAGACAGGUGAAAAAAACAACAACAUCGGAACACAGUUUUAAUGUGCCUUGGUAAGUCCCUGGAAAUGUACUGGUUGAAUAAAUGCUCUUCUUCCAAAACAAAUUCUCUCAGUUGGUGUUUUGAUGAUGUUAGUGGAGAGCGCCCUCUAAUAAUUCUCCGAUAUCUGUUUGGAUAGUUUGAGAUCUAGUGACCGUCAGGGCUACAGCAUAUCAUAUUCAUAUUGAUCAAACAAUGCAGAAAAUCCUCAGACUUUGUGAAUAAGGAUGUUAUCAUUUUUGGCAAAGACUUCCCCUAUCAGUAUAGAAAUGUUCCAUCAAAGGAUUAAAGAUGAUUAGACAGGACAGCUUUGUAUUGAUCUGCAGUGACCAUAUCCUCCAUGAUAACAAGUGAACCCAGAGCAUGCCAGCAAAAUGUCCCUUCAGUAUAACAACUAUUGUUUUUCCUUUAGUUUGCUACUCGUGUGUAUGUAAAGCUGUGGGAAUGUGUGGGACAUGGCAUUUUAUUUAUUAUAAAUAUCACUUUUUUUUUUCACACCCUUUAAUUUCAGAAGCAAUUUGCUUGCAUAAGACAGCUGCAAAAACUGUGACCUUUUUAAGAAUGUUAGAAUGAUGUACAGGCAUAGAAUGAUGUACUAUGAUUUUUAUUUUUUAAGGUCUGUUCUGAGCUCCAGCUCUUUUGUAGAUUCUUUGGAAUUGGACAUAUCUUAAACAUGCAGUCUGUAAAUCUUACACUUUACAAUGAACCCACUUUUUGGUAUCUGUAAGCCUUUUUUUUUUCUCUAACACCAACACUACAAUAUAACAGAAAUUAAAGCAAUCGGUUCCUGUUG
Messenger RNA from Silurus meridionalis, 5692 nucleotides. RefSeq names its product mitogen-activated protein kinase kinase kinase 5. The transcript is spliced from 28 exons. The record is from RefSeq and is a predicted model, not a curated record. Bases 517 to 4470 code for a protein of 1317 amino acids. Gene Ontology annotation, biological process: MAPK cascade; cellular response to stress; protein phosphorylation. NCBI's taxonomy places the organism in Eukaryota, Metazoa, Chordata, Actinopteri, Siluriformes, Siluridae. Gene Ontology annotation, molecular function: ATP binding; MAP kinase kinase kinase activity.